ACCAAAACAACAACAAUGACCGGUCGCGGCAAGGGGAGGCAAAGGUCUUGGAAAGGAGGAGCGAAACGUCACAGGAAAGUUCUUCGUGACAACAUCCAGGGUAUCACGAAGCCUGCCAUUCGCCGUUUGGCACGCAGAGGUGGAGUGAAGCGUAUCUCCGGUUUGAUAUACGAAGAAACUCGCGGUGUGCUUAAAGUGUUCCUCGAGAACGUAAUUCGUGACGCCGUCACGUACACAGAGCACGCCAAAAGGAAAACUGUCACCGCUAUGGACGUCGUGUACGCUCUGAAACGACAGGGACGCACGCUCUACGGUUUCGGCGGUUAAGUCUCUCAUGAUGAAUGC
Messenger RNA from Manduca sexta (tobacco hornworm), 345 nucleotides. Its product is annotated as histone H4-like. Bases 16 to 327 code for a protein of 103 amino acids. The transcript has a single exon. Gene Ontology annotation, cellular component: nucleosome. The record is from RefSeq and is a predicted model, not a curated record. Gene Ontology annotation, molecular function: protein heterodimerization activity; DNA binding; structural constituent of chromatin. Gene Ontology annotation, biological process: nucleosome assembly. NCBI's taxonomy places the organism in Eukaryota, Metazoa, Arthropoda, Insecta, Lepidoptera, Sphingidae.